AUUUAAAAACGAAAGCAGGCAACAACUACCUAGCGUACAUUUAAAGAUUAUGGGAGAUAAACUAGAUGAUGAACCUAAUAUACCUUUAAACAAAAAGAAAAUUAGUACUUUGGUGAGCGAAGAGACAAAAUCGGAAGAAACUUUACCUAUCCACCCUGUAUCAAACAUCCCAUGGUUACAUAAGGGUUCUAGGUCCCUCCACAGCCAUCGUCAACACACUAAUAAUGACAGGGCAAUUUCAGAUCGAGGCUCUGUUUCCUCGCAUGAACCUCCCAACAUCGAAGCCAAAACUGUAUCAACUGUCGAAUCAUUUUCGAACAACAAUUCCGACAUACCCGUAACUGAAAACAACAUUCCAUUCCAUCCUAAUAUCACAUCUACGGAACAUAGUCGGGAGCAAAAUAUAUCACGUGCCAAUACCAAUUUGUAUUCAGCUGUUUCUAGUCAUGACAGAGAUGUAUUCACCCCUGAUCAAGGGGGAUUUCCAGGACAAGACCAAAGACCAAAAGAGUAUUAUCAACCUGUGUUGGAUGCUAGCCUUCCUGGGACGAAUCCCAGUUCUAAGGAAAAGCAUAAACAUAACGAUGUUGAGUUUGGAAAGUCUAAUUCAAUAGGCCAUGCCAAAUUACAAGAUUCUUCUGACAGCAAUGGUACCACGUUAUUACAAGACUCUUCUGAAAGCAAUGGUACCACGUUAUUACAAGACUCUUCUGACAGCAAUGGUCCCACGUUAUCACAAGACUCUUUUGAAAGCAAUGGUACCACGUUAUUACAAGACUCUUCUGACAGCAAUGGUCCCACGUUAUUACAAGACUCUUCUGACAGCAAUGGUCCCAAGUUAUCCGAAGAGUCGACAAGCUGUGUAUCUGACAAUCACGUCAUGGUGGAUGGCAAGUCAACAUCUCUAGUAAUUACCAAAGUGGACCUUCAGGCUUUACUGCAAAGUUUUCAGGAUGUUCUCCAACAAGCCAAUGACUUACAAAGAAGAAACGAAACGUUUCUACAUAGCAUUAGACAGGAAGACAGAACAAGCUGCGAGGCCCUGCAGCGACGGAUAACUGAAACUAGAGAUAAUUUUACGAGGUUAGAAAGUCGGAUUGAAGAUGGCGAUAAAGAAAUCAAGGUAUUGGAAGAAAAGAUUGAACCUAUAGUUCACAAAAUAGACAGUCUGUGCAAGUCGUUUGAAAAGAGAACUUCUGAGCAGAAUGUAGAGGCCUUCCGUGGAGAGAAAACCAAAGUUGACAAUAAUCGUCAUCAGAAGAUGACGACAAAUCACAUAGAACCACAAACGAAUCGUCAAGAGAAUGGAAGCAAUGUAGUCGGCACUGAAGGAGACCGACAGCCUGUAAGACGAUCACACCGGAAAAAAGAUCGUACAGGUUCGAGAAGACAAACCAAUUCCAUACGUGAAAAUGAAAGUUCUCCCUCAAAAUUAGACAGAACCACCGACAACAAGCGACCAGACGAAAAGUCAACGUCGAAGACACGUGGAUCAGGAACAAAACAUCGAGAAGGACACCGCAUGAAAGAAGAUGCACGCACACAAUCACACAACAGGAAACACCAAACGGUCAUUUCCUCGUCCGAAACAGUCAACACUGAUAUGGACAAAAUACAACAGAAAAAUGACAAGAGAUUGGCCCCUGACGAUGGUGUUACCAAACACAACGAAGCCAAUCAAAGUGUUCAUCGACAGCGAAAUGUUGAUGAUGUGAAGGAAGAGACUAGGUCCAAUUUAAAGUCAGAAUCUAGAGAAAAAAGAUCUGAAUCUAUGCAAGAACUUGAACUUCGGAUAAGAGAUGAAGACAAGUCAGCAAGACCUAAACAAAGGCGAAGGAAGUUAAAAUGUUCAGAACUUGGCUUUAAAUAUCGAAAGACGAACCCAGGUGUAGACAACCGAAUUAAAGUUAUUAGCAAUGACGUCAUUUUACGUGGUGGUCCAACUAGUCGUAUAAUUGAUAACAACAUUAAGUCACGUGAUCCUAAAAAGUCGUCCACAUUCAAUACAAGAGGUGCCCAAUUCGAACCACACAAGCAUUUGUUUGGCGCCCAGGGAGAUUUAGAUUUUCUUUCCCAGCAUUCAGGUCUGUCAGCAUUGGGAAUAGAUGGCGCUAUAAACAUGACAGAGACGGACGUCAAUGCAUCCAAUAUAUCGGUAGACAAAGCAAACGAGGAACGACGAAGAGGUUCAACAUUAGCCCCUUAUCGCGGGAAAGGCCCUGACACGGUGCUACUGUUGGAUACAUCAGAAAGCAUGCGUGGUCGGCCAUUCAACGACAUGAUUCGAAUUGCUAAGCAAAUCAUAGAAGGUAUACAUCAUAUACAUACACGAAUUGGUAUACAGGAGAACAUAGGGAUCACUGUAUUUGGACAUGAGACUACUGUUUUGAGACAUUUAACAUUGGAUUACUUUGACUUGCUUUCUUCAUUAGAUACACUAAGAGCGGGAGGUCCGAGCCCGUUUUCGGCCGGUUUUGUUAUGGGCCUGGCGGCAUUAUUGGGAAACUCGUCCGGUAUCACAAGUGUGAAAAACGUAGCUCUUGCGUCAAGAGUUAUUCUAAUAAGCGAUGGAAACGCUACACUUGACUCUUCAUCCACGGAGGAGCUUUCGUCCGAGAAUGACUUCGUUACCUCUCAUAUACGCCUUCUGCUGUUGCCUGUCCUUAAGGACUACGAAAAAAGAGGAAACCGAGUGUUCUGUGUACCAGUUGGUGACGCUAAUACGGUAUAUUUCGAGGACAUUUGCAGAGUGACAAAGGGGAGAAUUUACCAAUCUUGUGAUGUCCAAAGACUUGUAAAGAUGACUCAGGCUGAGAUUACUGCUAUUGAGAUGUACGAUGGACUGAAAGGAAACAACCGGGAGCAGAUGCUAGAUAUUCUGACGGCUGGUUCAAUGCGUUAUCCCAGCGUGCAACAUGAUGCGGAAGACAUCGUUGAUUACAUAGAAUACUUGAAAAGUAGGGAAACAUCUGUAUCAGGAAUAGAACUUCCUAUGCAUAUAGAACAAGACCCAAACAUGCCCCCGAUCGGGACCCGCGUGCGGCGGGGGCCAUCAUGGAAGUGGAGUAACCAGGAUACGGAGGGGCCUGGGACCGUCAUUGGGCAUGAGAAACACGGUAUGAUUUGGAUCGAGUGGGACAACGGCUUCAAGAACCGGUAUCACUACCAACACGACACUUAUGACGUGAAAGUGGUUGAUGAACCGCGACAAGUUUUAGGAGACCAACUGAUAGCUACAGGAUAUCUCGUCAAACGAGGCUUUGACUGGGCUUAUGGUAACCAGGAUGGUGGACAAGGAAAUAUUGGCGUUGUGUUCCUGGUCAAAGAAAAUGGCAUGGUUGGGGUUCGUUGGUCAAAUGGAAACACAGGUAUAUACAAAUAUGGCGCGGAAGGACAAUUCGACAUCGAUAUAUGUGAUCCUAAUACGACUCCCCGUCCUCGUGUUCAGAUUGGCCGGGAAACUUUCUCGAAUGUUCAAAACGCUGGGAAUGAGUCGUUAAAUGAAAACCUGUCAAGCCGUAUUCAGAUGACCAAUCUUCCACAAAAAAAUACCAAUGCGGAUUCAAACAACUCUAGGACAAUUGAAUCGUAUUUGCCAUCUGUUGAGGAAAUGAACAGGAAAAACACGUCGUCUUUGCCACAGGCAUCACAAACAACGUCACACUCUGAAGAACGGGACAUUGCUGGAUCGUCAGGCGAUGGUGAUGUGAAAUCGCCUGUAAUGUCGGACAGCCCUGGUACUGACUACCGAGUGAAGUGGCAGUACUCCGAUAGUGAUGGUCAUUAUCAUGACUACCCUGGUAACGUCAACGGCAAGAUAGAGGCCACAUAUAUGAAACGUCCAGGUGGAACUGUCAUCAUCAACGUGGACGGUGUAGGGUAUCGGAUUCUUUUCUCAAAGAUGCAACAGGUUGAAAUAAAUACAAAAGCAAUAGUAUUAGUACGACGUACAGUGCUAGCGUGAUGGAAUUGUAGACUACCACAGGCCGAACACAAUGGAGGUUUUCCGGAAUAUUUUUACGGUUAUAUUACAGAAUUUGUUAGUCUCUCUAGUAUAGAGAGUUUUAAGGAGACAAUUUAACAUUAGGAAUACAACGCAUGUCUUUCAUCAAUGUCUCUAAUGUUUUGAUACAUACCACGUUAAAUUACUGAAUCACAUACUCUAGCUUUAAUACGAUGAGGUGUUAACGUUUUUGUUGAUGGACUUGUUCCUUUUAGAAAUCAAGGUUUCCUGAUAACUGAUCACCAAUAAGGAAAUGUUUUGGUGCUAUUUUGCUGAAGUGUACUUGUUUGACGAUUGUUUGUACCUCAUCCAGACUUUAGACACGUUUUUUUUUUUUUUGUUGGUAUGAAUCACCGAAACGGACUGAAUCGGACCGAUAAGGAACCAAAACGGACCGAAUCGGAUCGAUACGGAACCGAAACGGACUAAACCGGACUAAAUCGGACUGAAACGGAACUGAAACGGACCAAUUAAAUAAGAAGACAUGAUAUGUAUAGAUCAAUAAGUGAUUAAUUAUGAAUAUAAGUGGUGAGACAUGUAUAAAUUUAUAUAUGUACUCUAACAAAUUUAACAAAUCAAUAAAUAAAAGAAUCAAAGUGUACGUUGUGUAUAGAUUGGUAAGUUAUUAUUACAUUAGUAGGUGAUGAGACAUGUACAAGUAUAGCGUUACGUAUGUUCCCCCAAUCUUUUUAAUUUUUAAACUAACACGAAAAUAUAUUAUGUAGUAGUCAUGUCAACAUCAAAGAGGAUAUAUAUACAGAAUCCACCAAUUAAUUAUGUCUUCAAAUAUAUGACUACUGGGAAAGUACAUUUUCAAUGUGUAUUCGAAAGAAAUGGAAUAGAAGAAAAUGAUGACGUGUUACAUAUGAGUAAAACAUACACAAUAGAUAAGUCUACAAAUACGCACAUGGAAAUACAGGACAUGGAAAAAGUAUUGAGACACAUCUUUUUUUACUAUAUAUUGAAAGCAUGUUAAAAAAUUUGCAUCGGGUUGUUAUGAUUUCUUUUAACCCUUUUCAUAUAUAUACUCAUAUAGCAAACGAGUAUCUAUUGCAAACACUGAAUUGAGUUAUAUGACUGAAGAGAAACAGUUUUCUGUAAAACAAAAUUUAUCUAAAAACAAAUAAUUACAAUUAACAAAUCAGAGGAAGAGAUAACAGGCCUUGGUUUCAUAUAUUGUUUAAUGAUAAGGGUGAGGAGGAAAAUGGUAACAAACUUCGAACAUAUCGUCAGUUCAAGGAAGAAUGGAAGAAAUCCAGGCUAGCUCAUAUGUUAGAGAUGUUAAGGGUUCAACAGGGAUUACUGUCAAACUUCCGAUGUGGAUCCAUGUCAUUUGUAAAAGAAAAAGGAAGGUAUGCCAUUAAUGCCAAGCUUAUCGUACCUGUUAACGAAAGAAUAUGCAAACUAUGUGAUAACAAAUUGAAAGUGAAUAACAUUUUCAAUAGGUUGUGCUUUGUGCAGACUUAAGAAGUGAUCUCCUGUAGUUUUAAUAUGAUAAGCAUCAACAUUUCUUUAGCUCAGCAGUUAUGAACAAUGAUGAAUUUAAGCGAUGUACAAACAAAAGAAAAAGUCAUGUUAAUUAUUGUUUUAUUUUAACAUUGGGAAUUUAUUACGUUUUAUGUAUUUUUGCAGAUAUGUGUGUAUAUGAGGUUUAGGGUGUGUGUAUAAAUGCAAUCUAUGUAUAUAUGUAAGUACGUGCAUGUGCGGAUGUUGAGACCAGAUGAAUGAACAUAUGUACAAUGAUAUGUGUAUGUUUUAUUGUGUGCGUGUCUCAUAUGUUGUAAUUACAGGGCGCAAAAAUUUUAUAUUGUGUUCCAUAAUGUAAUUUAUGUUUUAUGAUGUGUCCGUAUACAAGAAAGGCGAACGUCGUCAUAUAUAGAAAUUGCUAACCACAUGACCAAGGGUUGUUUCCAUGCUUGGUUUAUCGAGGGAUUUAUCGAAAUUGGAUAUCGAAUUGAUGAAAUAAGGGAUGUAAUAAAUGACGUAUUGUAGUUCCCUGUGAAUUUUGAUUUGAUGUUCGUUGUGUUUAAUACUUCUAAAUAUAUUGCUUCGGUUGUCGGUUGGAGCGGAAGACAUUUAACCUUCUGUAACACCUAGUACCAUACUCUGUAAAUUUUCAAUGGUGUCCAUGUUAUGUUUUAUUUUUUUUUAACCCACGUUUCAUUGAUUUUCAGUUAGAAUGGUAUGUACAAUGCAUGCGGUAACAAUAAUGGACUUAUAGAUAUAAUGUUUUACUGACCUAUUCUUGACAAAUGACGUUCAUGGAAGUAAUAGAGAUGUUGCUGGUUGAGUGUCUGAGGCUUAUGCUUUACAUAUACAAACGUAUUUUUAAGUAUUACAAGUGAAAGUAUGCAGGAUAGUGUGUAUUUUAGUUUGUACAUCUGCCAAUGCAAGCGAGUAUUUAAUAUCGCAGCUUAGCUUGAUUUCAUAAUUUAUAAUUUAUAUUUUUGAGUUCUAUAUACCGCUAUAUCGCAGUAACAUAGCCGUCUCAAAGCGGCACACAAGUUAUUGUUCGUGGUUAUUGGGCCUUUAGCAACCAGACAAUGUCUUUCUUCAAACCCAGGCGAGCGUACAGCCGGAGCUGCCAUUUCGGCACUAACAGCUUAGAUGCGACAUUUUAUGCACUCCCUCAACACGUGCUCAUUUACAGCUGAAUCGAUUGGAGAGAAGUAUCUUGUUCAAGGACACAACACAUCGCUCUUGUAGGGCUUCGUACAAGCGACCCUUCAGUCACGUAGCCACUUACCCUACCACUAGACCACUGUGCCUCAAAUGUGUGGAAUAUUGUGUGAAAAAAAAGACUUGAUUAUGUGUCGGCAUUAAAUAACUCAAUUUGUUAAAACAAAGGAAACUUAACAAUAGUGUACUCUACCUUUCAUUGAUGGUUCGUUUAGGUAGAUGUUUGAAGAUGUUAUUCCAUAUUUUUGUUCAACUCUGAUUCAAUAGUGCAUGCAUGUAAUUAUUAACUAAAUGUUAUGUUACUAGGUAGUCAACAUCUACUUAAACGACCUAAUUAAAUUUUUGAGUACAGAU
Messenger RNA from Pecten maximus, 7036 nucleotides. RefSeq lists its product as uncharacterized. The transcript has 22 exons. Gene Ontology annotation, cellular component: cytoplasm. Gene Ontology annotation, biological process: protein ubiquitination. Gene Ontology annotation, molecular function: ubiquitin-protein transferase activity; metal ion binding. NCBI's taxonomy places the organism in Eukaryota, Metazoa, Mollusca, Bivalvia, Pectinida, Pectinidae. The coding region runs from base 50 to 3964 and encodes 1304 amino acids. The record is from RefSeq and is a predicted model, not a curated record.